Messenger RNA from Entrophospora sp. SA101, 1923 nucleotides. NCBI's taxonomy places the organism in Eukaryota, Fungi, Glomeromycota, Glomeromycetes, Entrophosporales, Entrophosporaceae. The record is from the annotation of a GenBank genome assembly.
AUGUCUCCAAAAGAAAAUUGGGAAAAGUAUGAUAAACAAGCUGAAGAUAAAGAAGAGGAAAAAAUUGUUGGUGAUAUCGCACUUCUAAAGACCUAUGGGCAAGGACCAUAUGCAAAAGAGUUGAAAAAGAUAGAUUCUGAUAUAAAAGAUGUACAAAAACGAAUAAAUGAAAAAAUUGGCGUUAAGGAAUCUGAUACUGGUUUGGCACCACCAAAUCUUUGGGAUAUUCCUGCUGAUAAACAAAGAAUGCAAGAAGAGCAACCAUUACAAGUUGCAAGAUGCACAAAAAUAAUUGAAGCUGGUGAAGGUGAAGAAGCAAAAUAUAUUAUAAAUGUAAAACAAAUUGCAAAAUUUGUUGUGGCAUUAGGUGAGCGCGUUUCUCCAACUGAUAUUGAAGAAGGAAUGCGUGUUGGUGUUGAUCGUAAUAAGUAUCAGAUACAAAUACCAUUACCACCAAAAAUUGAUCCUUCAGUAACAAUGAUGCAAGUCGAAGAAAAGCCCGAUGUUACAUAUAGUGAUGUUGGUGGCUGUAAAGAACAGAUUGAAAAGCUUAGAGAAGUAGUAGAAUUACCAUUGCUACAGCCAGAGCGAUUUGUAAAUUUAGGUAUUGAUCCUCCUAAAGGUGUUUUGUUAUAUGGUCCUCCUGGUACUGGUAAAACUUUAUGUGCACGCGCUGUGGCAAAUAGAACUGAUGCAACAUUUAUCAGAGUUAUUGGUUCUGAACUUGUACAAAAAUAUGUUGGAGAAGGUGCGAGAAUGGUUCGUGAACUUGUAUUAAAAUUGGCAAAACAAGUUGGUUAUUUCCCUGUAUUUAGUACAUUGGUAUCCAUGUCAAAUUUAAUUGAUGGAUUGGCAAGUGCAACGAUUGGUCAAAAGACCGGAUUUUCUUCAACGACUGAUUCUGAAAUCAAAAAGAUUCUCGAUGCAUUGGCAAUUGCUUUACAUGAUGUAGCACCUGAAAAGUUAAGGAAAAGUACUCGUUAUAAUCAAAAAAAGAAGCAUGAUUUUAUCACGACAUCAAUUGUUGAAUCUUAUGAUCCAGCCGAUAUUCCAAUUGUUGUGAUUGAUGAUUAUAUGAUUAAAGAUAAGGAAAAUCAUGAACUUUGGGAUCAUUUGGCUAAAUUAGCUGCAAUCCUUGUAGAAAAUAGAGUUGCUCAUGUGGUUUUCGUUGGUUCAAACGUUGGUAUUGUAAAGCAUUUAAAUAAAGCACUUCCAAACAAAACAUUUAAUUUUGUUAAUCUUUCUGAUGCGCCAUAUGAACGAGCCAUUAGUUUGGUAAAGAGUCACGUACCUGAUAAAGAAGAUAAAGGACUUGAUGGGGCUGUAAAUGCACUUGGUGGCCGUUUAACUGAUUUGAAAUUAUUUAUUAAUAAAAUAAGUAGUGGUCAAAGUUCUCAAGAUGCCAAAACUAUUCCUUGGAGUGGUAUACAAUUUUGGAAAAUAGUGAAAGAUUUGGCUAAAGGAGAACCUGUACCAUAUGAUAAAAUUAAAUAUUCAUCAAUAUUUAAAGGUGAUGAUACCUCAAUAAGGGCUAUGGAACAAGCCGAAUUGAUUUCAGUUUCACAAUUAGAUGGACGACCUGAUUUUAUAAGAUUAGGAAAGCCACUUUAUCAAGUAGCUUUUCAACAAAUCAUAUCCGACAAAUUAUUUGCAGCAACAAUGGAACUUCAAACAUAUAAAUAUCUUUUUGAAUUUGAAACAGAUAAAAUUAAAAAAUAUGAACAAGAGCUUGAAAGUUUGGGACAAUUAUUUGUUAAACAAGAAGGAAAAUGGUUGUUUGGUAGUGGUCGCGUUCCUGCUAUUGUUGAUCAACGAGUUAAAUUUCUAUUGGAAUUGGUACAAAAAAGUCAUGUUCGUACUGUUGAUUAUGAAAAAAAUAUUGAAGAAUUGAAAAAAUUUAUUGCUUCUGGUGGAACUUCGUAA